Molecule: messenger RNA, 2707 nt
Organism: Aspergillus caelatus
Lineage: Eukaryota; Fungi; Ascomycota; Eurotiomycetes; Eurotiales; Aspergillaceae
Exons: 2
Coding region: 541-2094 (517 amino acids)
Source: RefSeq, a predicted model, not a curated record
CGAUUCCUUCAAAGCUGUGGAAUCCUAUUCAUUACUAUUACUAUUAUUUUUUGAUCAUUUUUCUGGGUCUGCGCAUGUCUCUUGCUCCAUCAGGUUCCUAACUCUGGCCAACGAACUGCGCUGUGAUUAUCCUAUUCUUCCCGUACACCCGGUCGGGAGGUAUUAUUCUCACAGCAUCAUUAUCACCGCCAUCCAUCAUCUCCCUUUCCACUCCCUCUUCGCCCCCCCCAAUCGCCAUACUUCCCUGUACUUCUUCUUUUCCAUCUCACACUCACACAUUCUCUUCCUCCCCCUCCUCAUCCCCCCUUUGUGUUACUAGUGCCUAUUCUUAUUCUUAUUCUAUUACUAUUAUUAUUAUUAUUAGUAUCCUAGUUGUGUUGUUACUAUAUCUCCUUGUCCUUUUUGUGUGUGUGUGUGUGUUUAGUUGGGUUGUACUUCUCUGCUAUUAUUAUUAUUAUUGUUUGUCUUAUCUAGAACUCCUAUCUUCUCCCCGAGUGUAUCCUACAAUUUCCCUACCAAAAGUUCCCUCCUUCACAAACCAUGCCUUAUAAUACUCGUCGAAAGUCACUGUCGCUUCCGUCGCUGGGGAUUCACCUCCCUAGUGCCUCCCGCCGAUCCCCGUCGGCCUCGAAAUCGCCACACGCGACCGACGAGCAACUGCCUCCCUCCAAGAAAGUAAAGAGGUCGCACGACUCGUCUUCGCUAUCUCCAGAGCCUACCUCGGUGUCGAUAUCGACAGCGAAGGAGCAGUUGCCUGUACGUUCGGUUGGUCGGCGCGGGGCGUUUGAACAAACGCCACCCCCAUCGCCUAUCGAUGGAAGUGUCGCGCCCAAGAUCGACACGGAGGGUAUCAACGAUGAUAUUGUGGUCGGCGUGAUCGAGCAGUUGGAGAAGACAGGCAAUCGUCCGCAUCUGGUUAAAGAGCUCGCAGCCGUCCUAGUUACGCUCAAUGAAAAUGUCGCGAACUCCGCCAAUCCCGCCGCGCUCCUUUCUUCCCGGUUGAGCACAUACAUGAAGCGUCCGUGGACAGCGCUCGCACCGUGUCCUCUGGCGAAGGAGCUGAUUCCAGUUCACCCUCGCAAAGUGUAUUACUACUUGACAACACUACCUCGCCAGCCUCUGCCUGAGAACUCGGACGAUAUUAUCAUCCCGGGUGUAGAAGGAAAGAACAUCACUCCCAGUGUAUCUAGCGCUGACCUAGAUGAGGAAGACGCGUUGGCGCGGGAACGAUCGCGCCUCAGCCCAAGCCCUGAGGUGGAUCUGUCUCCCCCCGACUUCGAGGAAGAGAAUAUUGAUCUGGAUGCUCGCGAUGAUAGCGUGGCGAGACAAUGUGCGACUGAUUUUGACCAUCAGCAUGCGCGCCUCAUGCACUCGAACCGGGCCGCUUCUCCUCCGUUGGAGGGUGAUGAGAAGGAAUUCACCCAAACUGCCAGCGCCGUUCGCGAGCGGGCCUCGGAGCAAAAAGCAAACCAGCUUGGAAAGGCCAAAAGUCUCUUUUCGGCCCUUUCAGAGGGGCUGAGCGAACUGGACGAUGGGGCCAUGAGCAUCGCUGGAACUCCUGUUGAAGAUAGUCCGCUCUCGUCAAUUAAUGGGGACCGCAUGUCCGAUAGCCCGGAUGGCGACUACUUCUCGCAUGGAAGCGUUAUGGAACAGCCUUCCCUACAGGAGCAGUUGCAACAACAGCAAGACCUCGAUGAGGCAGCCGCUGUUGCGCUGUUUGGCACUUCGCCCUCCCCAUCGCUCACGUCCGUGGCCUCGUCAAUCUCGUCUGGCACGAGUGUGGCUUCGGACGACGGUUUGGAUGUCGAGGCGAACCCCGAGGGUAUGGCAAGCGCACCGCAGAUCAGUCUCCCCGAAGACCUUAUCAUCGCACCUGUCUCGGCAAUGAAGCGGUCCAUUGAUAUGCUCAACAGCGGGGUUCCGGAUCUCGAUAUGAAGAUGUCGGAUCUGGUUGAACAGGACAGUAAGAUGUCUCUGGCCCCCAGGGCCAUGGCAGACACAGAUGUCGAGAUGGUCUUCGAUUCCUGGAGAGAUUUACAGAAUCCCGAGAGUGUCGAUGUCCACGAGCUCGAUGAGAUGUUCGGAGAGAUCUGAGCAGAGGAUGCGACGUAGCUUACGCGCAUACCGCAAUCGAUAGACCUGGGAGGGGGGGCGCUUGGAUUUGCUUUUUCUCUAGACUUUGACGCCUGGUUCGGAAUUUCGUUCAUCUCCACUCUCGCCUCGUUGCUAUUAUGCCUUGGCUCUACAACCUUUCGCUCCGCCUUACCUGUCUUCCUCUUACUCUAAUCUUGUACAGCUUCAUCUGAUAAUGCUUGUUUCUGAAUUUCGUUUCACCUCUUUUGGCCAGAGAGCCUUUAUCACCUGUACAUAUAUUGUUGCUCUGUUUUGCUUUCUUUUGUUCCUUUGCAUAUCUCUCUUAUCUGUGUUACUUUAAUAUCCCCUGACUGGUUUGGGUGUACUUGUUUCGUCGUUCUAUUGCGGGGGGGUGGAUUGCCAUUUAUACUAGUCGGCGCGAUGGAAAAACAAAAGAAGGGGCCCAUGAUGUUACCAACGCCCGGAGAAACGUCUUAAGGGGUCUUUUUUUUUUAUUAAAAAAAAAGGGAAGGGAAGGGAAGCUGGAAGAUUUAUGCCUGAUGCCUUAAUGUACAUUUAGCGCCUGGUGGCUCACCAUCAUACUCUAUUAUACGACAGAAUUCUUUUGCAUCUU